ACUGAACAGUGAAGGGAAACAAAAACAAACAGGGGAGGGUGGGGGUUUAGAGUUGCUUGUGCAGCAAAUGUAGCAUUCAGCUUACAAAUAUUUGGAAGAAAAAAGGAACAAGCUAUAAUUUUUCUUGUCGUUGCAAGUGAUGAUGUUUUAUGUUAUGUAAAGUUUCCUUGUUGUGAAUCUGAAUUUUUAUGAAAAAGGCGACAUUUACUUGGUCAAGUAUUUAAAACAUGAAAAAAAUAAUGUGCUGAAUGCAAACUUUGCUGAACUUGUAAAAGUAGCAUAUAAAGUGUUGAUAGACCUGGUAUGAAGCUGAAAUGUGUUGAAAGCACCUUUGAUGAGUUGGAAAAGCAUGAAAGAUUGUGAUGUUUGAUUUCACCACAAAUAGCUGAUCUAGAUAUAGAAGAAGGGCACAUAUAGCUGAAAAAAUUCUAUAUUAAAGAUAGAGGUAAAAAAUGUACAUAUUUCAGCAAAAAGCAUCACGAGAGACCAAGACGGGCAGAAAUUCAUUUCAUUGGCAGCUGAUGGCAAGGUGCACUCUUGUCUCAGAUAUCACAAAACAAACGAAAAAAGGAACCUAUGGCAACCAGGUUUUUGUUUCAGGGAUAAAGUACCAUCCUCGAGCAAAAAGAUAAUGGCAAGACACUUCCAACAGAAGCCACUAUGAAAGAAAAACAAACUCUAAUAAAAUAUAUUAGGCUUAGUGAUGUGGAUGAUGACUAUACCCGAUGUGGUUUGGAUUUACAUGGGUGGAUUUUUUAUCAUCAUCAUACACUGUGGUGCUAACUGCCAAUUGUUCAUUCUUCCAGGGCCAGUUAUAUAUGUUGAACCAGUAUGCAGUUAGCAUGCACUAUAGUCAGCCUAAGACCCCUGGGAUGGGAGGGGGCAGCGGCAGAGACGGAGGCCCCAGUGGCGGAGGAAUGGGACCCAUGGAUAGGAAUGGUGAUCAUAAAACAGACUGGAUUUGCUCUAAGUGCGGAGUACACAAUUUUAAAAGGAGGGACUACUGUUUCAAGUGCAGUAUCUCCAGAGAAGAGUCGGAGAAGUCUGGUAAAGAAGGAGAUGGCUUUGAUCAAGUGGGCACAAAUCCUUGUAACACUUUAAUUUUCCGUGGUCUGGAUGCCUUGACAACUGAGGAAAGCAUCAUGGCUGCCCUGGUUAAGGUGACGGCCCUGACUGUGAAGAACUGCCGCGUGAUGCGGGAUAGCUUGACCAAUACUUCACAAGGUUACGCAUUUAUAGAGAUGAAUUUGGCAGCAGAGGCCAGUCAGUUACUGGAGUCCCUGGGGAGACUUAACCCACCCCUGGAAAUAGAUGGAAAACAAGUCCUUAUGUCUUACUCCAAAAAUACUUUCACCACAGUGUUGGCCACCCUCCAACAGAACAGUUCAUAUGAUUACUCCCAGUACUAUGACAGCACAUACUACCAGGGGCAGGAGGCCCAGCAGACAGGAUACUAUGAUCAGAAUGGACAGUACUAUGAAUAUAGCCAGGGCCAGUAUGUGCAGGCAGCUGCCCCACCCACACAAACUGACUCCACCAAUGCAGCGGCAGCGGUGGCCCAGGCAGCCAUACAGCAGGCCCAGGCUGUGAAACAUUUCCAGAAACAACAGGAACAGUACCAGAAACAAGUGAUAGAACAAAUACAGCAUCAACAAAAGCUGGCAGAUAUGUCACCGGAGCAGAGGCUAGCCCACCAGGCCCAGCAGUGGUCCACCACACAGACAGAUGGCGCUGAGCCUGCACCACAGCCAGGAGAGCCCAAUGCCUCUGGAGAAUACACCACAUAUCCUGUACCAGAUGUCUCAACUUAUACAUAUGAUGAGGCGUCUGGAUAUUACUAUGAUCCACAGACAGGCCUGUACUAUGAUGCUAACUCACAGUACUACUACAACGCCUCCACUGCCAAGUUUUUAUACUGGGACAGCGAGAGGUCAACCUACUUGGCUGCCCCCACGGCCGAAAACCAGGGCGAACAGAAGGAUGACAAGACCAAGAAGGAAAAGGAUAAGAAGGAGAAGGUGAAGAUUGCCAAGAAGAUAGCCAAGGACAUGGAGAAAUGGGCCAAGACCCUGAAUGCCCAGAAGGAUGCUAUGAAGGAUGGGUUUAAGAAGAGCAUGCAGUCACUGGGAGGAGGGCCUGAGAGAGAGUCUGCCAGUGCUGACGCAGGGUUCGCUGUACUGGAGAAGGGCAUGGGUGAGAAGCCAGUAGACCAGUCACUUAUGCCUCCACCACCUCUGCCUGGUGGAGCAAAACAGGCUCCAGGUCAAGGUCAGCCGUCUGGAGCCCUGGUGGCGUCUUACGGCGGAGACAGUGACGAGGAAGACGAAGACGACACCCAGCAGAUGUCACCAGGGAUGGUAGAGGAGAAGAUGACCGACUGGACCAAGAUGGCCUGUUUGUUGUGCAAAAGACAGUUCCCUUCCAAGGAGGCUUUACAGAGGCAUCAACAGCUGUCAGAUCUUCAUAAGCAAAAUCUGGACAAAUUAAAGGCAUCACAAGCAGCACAGGCUGGGCCAUCUGCAGGUCAGUACAGGGACAGGGCAAAAGAACGAAGACAGAAAUAUGGAAGCACAGAUCCGCCAAUCAACAAAAAGAAACAGCAACAGCUGAGACAGCAGGCCACAGCAUAUGAAGAGCCAACCAAGGCAGGUCUAGGUCAAGACAACAUUGGAAAUAAACUUUUACAAAAGAUGGGCUGGAGUCAGGGCAAAGGUCUGGGCAGGACCAACCAGGGCAUUGUGGACCCUAUUCAGGCACAGAGGCGUACAAUGACGGCAGGUCUUGGGGCACGAGGAUCUAGUUACGAUAUCAACCCAGGAGACACAUACAAAGACAGCGUGAAAAAAGUCAUGUAUGCACGGUUCCAUGAAAUGGGUGAAUGAUACUGGGAACAAACUUGACAGAAUGAUUUGAUAUAUGAAAAUUUGUACAUACUUAAGUAUAAUUUGAAAAUUGAGUCAACAUGGGAGUUUGUAUAGCCCUAUACUCUGCAUUUAUGCAAUAAGCAGAGAGGAAGAUACUGUGCAAUUUAUGAGGGAGGAAUCGUGCAGCGGGUGUCUUUAUGAUCUGAAAUAUGGCAUUUGGACAACCAGAUCAAUUUAAUCUGUUGUUUUGACAUUUAUCACUACCUGAUUACCUCCAUUGAAAAGAAGUUUUACAAUCAUCAUUUUAGUAUGAACAAAUACAGUAAAGUAUAAGAUUUUAGGUUAUGUCACUCCAAAUGAAUAAAACAUUAUUGUGGGUUAUAGAUUCUUUGCGUGAUUGAAAAACAUUUUGUAAAAUGCAAGUCUGGUUGGUGAAUAAAAUACAGCACCUGACAAUAAAACCUUGAAUUAUUUAU
This is a messenger RNA of Lingula anatina, 3340 nucleotides long. Its product is annotated as RNA-binding protein 5. Gene Ontology annotation, biological process: mRNA splicing, via spliceosome. Gene Ontology annotation, molecular function: RNA binding. Gene Ontology annotation, cellular component: nucleus. Lineage: Eukaryota; Metazoa; Brachiopoda; Lingulata; Lingulida; Lingulidae. The record is from RefSeq and is a predicted model, not a curated record.